Messenger RNA from Zea mays, 1773 nucleotides. RefSeq lists its product as uncharacterized. Gene Ontology annotation, molecular function: kinase activity; ATP binding. Lineage: Eukaryota; Viridiplantae; Streptophyta; Magnoliopsida; Poales; Poaceae. The record is from RefSeq and is a predicted model, not a curated record. The transcript has 12 exons. The coding region runs from base 348 to 1433 and encodes 361 amino acids.
CAGUAAACCACAUACCAACCAUUGAACAUCUUCUGUGGCCAGCCGGCAUCCGUGCAGCCGCCAGCACCAGCAGGCCAUGACAUGGCACCAUGUUUGAGCUGACAGCUGACUAGCUGAGCGUGCCGCCUUGCCGUGUCGGGGAGCUGAGCUGAGCCUAGAGACGCCAAACGGAAUGGCGAAAGCGACCGGCCGCGCGGCGGGCAGCAGGAGCUGCAUCGAGAGGCUGCCUGCGCCCCGCGCCCAAUCCUCUUCCUAAAUCCUAAUCCCCUCCGCCUCAUCCCCUUCAACCCCACGUCUCUCUCGCCGAAGGCUCCGGCCUCGUCGGGAUCCGGUGCUGGAUUGACGCAAUGGCGCCGCUCCACGCCGCGCUGCCGCCGCCCUCCUCCGCCGCCGCUCACCACCACGCGGCAGCCCCGCCUGUCUUCCUCGCCCGCUCGCCGUACCACCCCCGCAGGGCGGCGGCCUCCUGCCCGCUCGCCGUCGCUGCCGCUCCCUCGUCGAGAAAAGCGUUCUUGUCGUGCCCGCUGCUGGGCCACUGGACCACGGCCGCGCCGCCGCGCGCCAUCCCCUCCUCGUCGUCGUCGUCGACCCCGGCGCUCAUCGCGUCCGUGCAGGACCUGUAUGACUUCAUCUGCUGCGGCCCGCUGGUGGACAGGAUCGGCUACACCAGUGAGAAGAUCACCGAGUCCAUCGACCGCUGGCUUCUCGCCGGGGCUAGGGUGGCGCGCCUCUUCCGCCUCAACGAGCUCCAGCUGUCGGACGCCGAGAAGGCCCGGAUAUACCACUUCUACAUCCCCGUCUUCCUCUGGUGCGAGGACGAGGUCAUGGUGCACAGAGCCAGGUACAACGACGGCGAUGACAUCCCGCCAUUGGUGAUCGGGGUCAGCGCUCCCCAAGGAAGUGGGAAGACGACUCUUGUGUUCGCACUUGAUUAUCUUUUUCGGGUUGCUGGUAGGAAUUCUGCCACAUUGUCUAUAGACGACUUCUAUCUGACAGCAAAAGAACAGAAUGAAUUGAGGGACAGAAAUCCUGCAAAUGCUCUUUUAGAGUUCCGCGGGAAUGCUGGAAGCCACGAUCUCCAACUCUCAGUGGAAACACUCGAGUCACUGAUCAAGCUAACGAAGGAAGGUAUGAAGAUGAAGGUUCCACGGUAUGACAAGUCUGCGUUUGGGGGAAGGGGUGACCGGGCUGAUCCUUCUGUAUGGCCAGAGGUUGAAGGGCCCUUAGAGGUUGUUCUGUUCGAAGGAUGGAUGCUUGGAUUUAAACCUCUUCCAAAUGAAGUUGUGAAAGAAGUGGAUCCACAGCUGGAGGUGGUUAACAAGAACCUUGAAGCAUACUCUGAUGCUUGGGACAGGUUCAUCCAGUCAUGGAUUGUUAUUAAAAUAAGAGAACCCGGUAGCGUUUACCAGUGGAGACUGCAGAGGUCGCUAUGAGAGCAGAUGGAAAGCCUGGAAUGUCUGAUGAGGAGGUUAUGGAUUUUGUAUCACGCUACCUACCGGCAUACCAUGCAUAUCUGCCAACACUGUACAAAGAGGGGCCGAAUGGUUCGAAUCCAGAUCAUCUGCUGGUCAUCGACAUAGACGAAAAUAGGAACCCUAUCUGUGGUGGAUCAUGGGACAUCUCAUGUUUGUGAAACUACUUUUAUGAUGGGCCGUCAAACACCACUGGCCUCUUGUUGCCCUACACUCUGGUAGUGUAAAUCUGUGAAUUCCAUGUAAAUAUGAAUUUCGCUUCUUAAGGCACUUUUUAAUCUGGCAUGGUCUUUAGCUUGAA